Messenger RNA from Schistocerca nitens (vagrant locust), 1796 nucleotides. RefSeq names its product Krueppel-like factor 16. The record is from RefSeq and is a predicted model, not a curated record. Gene Ontology annotation, biological process: regulation of transcription by RNA polymerase II. The transcript has 3 exons. Gene Ontology annotation, molecular function: DNA-binding transcription factor activity, RNA polymerase II-specific; RNA polymerase II cis-regulatory region sequence-specific DNA binding. The coding region runs from base 205 to 1116 and encodes 303 amino acids. Lineage: Eukaryota; Metazoa; Arthropoda; Insecta; Orthoptera; Acrididae.
GCGGGAGGGGAAGGUUGUGCGCACUAUCGGCGCGGCAGGGAGGGAUGAGCACGAGUACGCCGCAGCCGAACAAAGGAAAGCAGCGCAGAGCCCUGUUGAGGGCUGACUCGUGAGAACGCAGAGAUUCACAGCCGACCCCGUUCACCUCCCGCCGCCACGCUGCAGCCGAGCAACUCCACCCGUAUCGAGCAAGAAGAUCUCGAUAUGGAUCAGGACAUAAACUUCGCGGCACAAUGCCUAAUAGCUAUGUCUAAUUCUAAAUUCAACGGUAACGGAGGUAACUGGAAUGCCUCGUCAGUGCCUCUGGACUUGUCUCCACAUCGUGGAGCUGCCGUCAUUGUGGACAAGGUACCCGGUUCUGGAUUGUGGGAACCGGAGGCGGCUGUCGCAACGGCUGGGGCUGCGUCGCCCAGCUCGGCGGGGUCCGCCCCCGAGUUGUAUAUGGUAGCGCGGAUUCUGACGGAUUUAACAAGUAUCAAACAGGAACCUGUGCCCAACGUUCCCAGUGACGAUGACGGGGGUAGCAGCGCAGCCGACGAAUUGAUGAUCGAUGAAGAAGAGGAGGAAGUUGUGUGCGAGGUGGAUAUGAACGAUGCCGCGUCAUCUUCGUCGUCUGCGCGCACAAAACGUCCGGCCGGUAACGGCGGUAGUGGCCGGCAGGGGGCGGGUCGCAAAGCCCCCAGCAGCGGCGGCGGUAGCAGGCCCAGCAGCCGGGCCGCCAACACCGUAGCUGCCCUCGCCCGGAAGGUCCACAGAUGCGACUUCGACGGCUGCGACAAAGUAUACGGAAAGAGUUCGCAUCUGAAGGCCCAUCUUCGAACACAUACAGGGGAGCGACCAUUCCCGUGCACGUGGUCUGGCUGCGGCAAGAGGUUCGCCCGCUCGGACGAGCUGGCACGCCACACGCGCACCCACACCGGUGAGAAGAACUUCUGCUGCCCCGUCUGUGACAAGAAGUUCAUGCGCAGCGAUCACCUGAGCAAACAUGCCCGCAGGCAUCCAAAUUUCGACCCGUCAGUCCUGCGACAGCGAAGACCACCUCAUAAGGCGUGCUCCAUAAAUUCCAGUGAGGGUACACCAUCCGAGGUGCUGUCCGAUUCGGUGCCAUCGCCCUAGCACCCUCAAUAUGCUGCCACCGCCGCAAACCAUCUCUGAAGCAUUUUAUUGUUCUGUGGUGGUUGCAGUUUGCAGUGACCGAAAUGUAACUGGAAAUGUAGAUUUAGUGUCUUUAAAGAACCUUAAUAACUAUUAUUUUUAGAACUGUUACCCUCAUUAUUUUUUAUCGUCUCUUCCACUAUCGCAAUGUAGUGGACUCUACUAAGUCUUUCUAUAAAAAGCAAUUAAGAGAACGCCAUGAAAGGAUGCUGUUGAUAGCUGGCUGGCUGUUACAAUCUGACAGUUAUGUGCUCUUCCCAUUUAAUUCAUUUCUAACCUCACGGCACAUACUUGUGACAUGUCACUUGUUAUUAAAAGAAUUGUUAAUGUAUGGAGGUAAUGCAUGAAAUGUCCUGUCAGCUGUCAGUAUAUCACAGUUACUCUUUCAAACAUUUUGACUGGGAGCUUGUUUGCACGAUUCGGUCACUGUGUAUAUUAUUGUGUAUAAACUUGAAAACUUAGGCCUUAUUACCUUUUUAUACUAAUGUAAUUAAACAUGUGAUUUUUCUGAUGAUGGUGUACGAGGACUCAAAGUAAUUUGGUUGGCGUGUACGAAAUUGUAAUGUGGUUUCAUAGGGCUGGAUGUGAAGUUCAGCAGUCUUGUACAUGUAGCCACGAUUAAAUUGGAGGCAAUGUUUGGA